AUGGAGAAAUUGAGUGAAAAUAGAAAUUUCGCAGAAUUUGAAAGGUCUCAUAAAAAGGCUUCAAACAAAAGGGAUGCAACCCAUGGUUGUAAAAAUAGCAACCAAAUUGUUACUCGUGAUUUCAGUUUCUUUGCACUUUGGAAUGCUAUGUAUGGAGGUGGGAGAAUUUGCCUUCUAGAGUUUGAUGUGUAUCCUAAAUCUAUUAAAACUAAGGUGAAGAUGAAAACAUUGGCGCAGAUGAGAAACGGUGUACUUAAGAAGCUUAAUAAGAAAAGAAAAUUAGAGUUUUCUUCUCUGGUAAUGAGCCCGGGAACGAGGCUAAUUAAGCAAAGAGAUCAGAAAAUAAAGGGUGAAUCCACCAGAGAAAAAUUGGUCCACAAAGAACAUCUGCAGAAAGGCCGUCUAAUUGAUUCUUCUAAGAAGCAAAAUCAUGAGGAGUUUCGAGGAGAAAGAUCUUCAUGCUCAAGCUCUACUGGUAAAAAGGACGGUGGGGUCUCACAAACUGUAAGUUUAAAGCGAAGGAGAAAUCAUAAGGAAAAGAAAGAUAAGGUGGUUCCAGAUAAAGCUGCUCAGUUGCAGAGGAGAGCAAGAUACCUUAUGGUUAAAAUGAAGCUAGAACAAAACCUCAUUGAUGCUUACUCAGGAGAAGGUUGGAAAGGUCAGAGUCGAGAAAAAAUUAAGCCUCAAAACGAGCUACAGAGAGCCAAGGAUCAGAUAGUGAAAUGUAAGCUUGGAAUUCGUGAUACAAUUCACCAGUUGGAUUUACUUGGCUCUGUUGGGAAAAUUGAUGACUCUUUGAUUGAACCAGAUGGCUCCAUUCAUCAUGAACAUAUCUUCUGCAAAAAGUGCAAGUCUCAGGAAGUUUCAGAGGAUAAUGAUAUAUUAUUAUGUGAUGGCUCCUGCUAUUGUGCUUUCCAUCAAAAAUGUAUUGAUCCCCCAUUGGCGACAAAAGAUAUUCCUCCUGAAGAUGAAGGUUGGCUAUGUAAAUAUUGUGAUUGCAAGAUGGAAAUUCUAGAAGCAAUGAAUGCACAUCUUGGAACACAGUUCUCUGCGGAUAGUCCCUGGCAGGAUAUAUUUAAAGAAGAAGUUCUUUCUAAUGUUGGGACCGGAGAUAUUAAUCCUGAAGAAGAGUGGCCGGGUGAUGAGUCCGAUGAUAAUGAUUAUGAUCCUGACAGGGAUCAAAAUGAUAGCAGUAACAGGUGUAACAUGGAAGACAGUGAUCCACUUGAGGAAACCAGCACUAGCAGCUCAUGUUGUUCAUUAGAAAGUGAAGUUCUCUCAGAAUCUGGAUUCUCUGGAGGAAGACAUGUAGUUUCCAGCAAUAUUGCUUCGUUGAUUCAAAACUGUGUCAUAGAAACUAAUGAUAAUGAAAUUAAUAGUGGUCCCAGACGACGAUGUGCUGUGGAUUACAUAAAGCUCUAUGAUGAAAUGUUUGGGAAAGAUACUAAUACAAGUGAUAUAUAUAGCGAAGAUGAAGAUUGGGACCCAUCUAAAAGAAGGCGGAAGGAAAAGGAGAGUGAUGUUGCUAGUACCGUUGUGACUCUGUGUGGAAGUGAAGUUAAACAUUCAGAUCCGCAAACUCUGGAAAUGGGCAACAAUGAUCUUCCUCAUGCAAAAGCUAGAAAGCCUCUGUCACGGAUGUCUAUUGAUGCGGUGCAGAAACUUCGUGAAGCAUUUGCGGAGAAUGAACUUCCUUCUAGAGAUAUUAAGAGAAAGAUCUCAGAGCAAUUGGGUCUUGAGUACGAAAAGGUGAACAAGUGGUUCAAAAAUGCACGCUAUAUGGCUCUAAAGAAAAAGAAGAGAGAAAGCGGUUCAGACUAUUCUCUUGAGAAAGCUGAUUCAGCAGAUGUUAAAACAGCUGAGGUUAUUGUUUCUAAGUGUUCCUCCACACCCACUUCAAUCCAUAAAAUAAAGCGACGGAAGAGAGUUAGCUGGAAAACUAAUCUGACAACCUUUAUCAGCCCUUUGAAGAAGCAGAAGUUGAAGAUAACUUCACUUGGUAAAUCCAAGGCUACGGUGGAUCUGAGUGACGAUAUGAGCUUAAAGAAGCACCUCUUAUACUUGAAAGCAAAAGGCAGGCAGAAAAAAAGAGUAAAGCACAACACUGAGCAACUUCAAGGGCAACAAGCGGAACAGCAGAUGGAACGUCUAUGGUGUAUUGAAGCAAAGCUUUGGAAGUUGAAACAAAUUUUAUCAACGAUCAAAAAAUCCGUAAACGAUGAAUUAGAUGACGCAAACUUGAACAAACAAAAGGUGGUCUAUGUCCCUGUUGCAGAGCUCAAGGAGAAAGAUUAACGUUGGUUUAUCACUCUAGAGGUUGAAGCCAAAAGCUAUGGCCUGAGCUUUAGUAGCUCUAUAAUCAGUCUCAAGAGUAUUUUGUAAAUACCAUGGAAUUGUUGCAAAUCUAGUGAUUAAAGCCAAAAGUUAUGGCCUGAGCUUUAGUAGCUCUGUAAUCAGUCAAGAGUUUUUGUAAAUACCAUGGAAUUUUUGCAAAUUUAUAUAGACCACCUUCGU
Messenger RNA from Beta vulgaris subsp. vulgaris (sugar beet), 2514 nucleotides. RefSeq names its product pathogenesis-related homeodomain protein. The record is from RefSeq and is a predicted model, not a curated record. NCBI's taxonomy places the organism in Eukaryota, Viridiplantae, Streptophyta, Magnoliopsida, Caryophyllales, Amaranthaceae. Gene Ontology annotation, molecular function: DNA binding; chromatin binding. Gene Ontology annotation, cellular component: nucleus. Gene Ontology annotation, biological process: regulation of DNA-templated transcription; chromatin organization.